Sturnus vulgaris (Common starling) is the source of this 747-nucleotide messenger RNA. Lineage: Eukaryota; Metazoa; Chordata; Aves; Passeriformes; Sturnidae. The record is from RefSeq and is a predicted model, not a curated record.
AUGAGCAGCUGUCGCUACAAUGGGGGGGUGACACGGCCCCGGGGCCCCCUGAGCUCCUCCUCCCGCACCCCGCAACCCCCGGACGGGGAAACGCAGCCGCUGCGCCCCUGCCCCAGCCCGCGGCUCCAGGUGGUCGUGUCCCGACCGGAGCAUCCCGGGCCGACAGAAGCCGGUUCUGUGGCCGCCUCACCGGGCCAGGAGGCGAGCGAGGAGAGGGCGGGAGAGCGGAGGAGGAACCAGAACAUCGGCUACAAGCUGGGCCACCGGAGAGCCCUGUUCGAGAAACGCAAACGCCUGAGCGACUACGCGCUGAUUUUUGGCAUGUUCGGCAUCGUGGUGAUGGUGACCGAGACGGAGCUGUCCUGGGGGGUCUACACCAAGAUCUUCUUCAUCGCGCUGGAGCUGCUGGUGUGCGCCAUCCACCCCAUCCCCGGGCAGUACCUGUUCACCUGGACCGCCCGCUUGGCCUUCACCUACGCGGCCUCGGUGGCCCACGCCGACGUGGACAUCGUGCUGUCCAUCCCCAUGUUCCUGAGGCUUUACCUGCUGGGCAGGGUGAUGCUGCUGCACAGCAAACUCUUCACGGACGCGUCGUCGCGCAGCAUCGGCGCCUUGAACAAGAUCAACUUCAACACGCGCUUCGUGAUGAAGACGCUCAUGACCAUCUGUCCCGGCACCGUGCUGCUCGUCUUCAGCAUCUCCUCGUGGAUCAUCGCCGCGUGGACGGUGCGCGUGUGCGAGAGGUGA